Molecule: messenger RNA, 1690 nt
Organism: Mizuhopecten yessoensis (Yesso scallop)
Lineage: Eukaryota; Metazoa; Mollusca; Bivalvia; Pectinida; Pectinidae
Product: cytochrome b5 domain-containing protein 1-like
Exons: 4
Coding region: 70-717 (215 amino acids)
Source: RefSeq, a predicted model, not a curated record
UUUCCGGUGUUGAUUAGUUGACAUUGGCAACAGUCGAUUUCCCGUAGUUCGACUGGUCGCGACACCAAAAUGGGUCGACCAAAGUAUUUCACACCCUCUGAAGUUGCUGUACACAACACAGUAGACGACCUUUGGGUAUCUUUCCUUGGAAAAGUGUAUGAUCUUACACCACUCUGUGAAAAAUACACAGGCGAUGUCCUGUUAAAACCAAUCAUCCAGUCAGCAGGAAAGGAUAUUUCACACUGGUUUAAUGCUAAACUGAAAGAUAUUCGAACCCAUGUAGACCCACUGACUGGCUGUGUAAUCCCGUAUUGUCCAAAUGGCCGAUUUGUCCACAUUCCCCCACCAUAUCCAGACAGCUUCUGGGCAAAUGAUUUUGGACGUCCAUGGUGGAAAGAUGAAGGGUAUCUCGUAGGAAUAUUGUCAAAGAAAACAAGAUCUGUCAAAAUUAUCAACACAUUAACAUCACAGGAACAAGUCAUAGAGGUGUGUUCAGAAGAAAUAAUGACAGAGAUUUUAGACCGAUACAUCAAGUAUAAUGCACACGCGGGGAGCUACACAUGGAAAUAUGAUGGCAGAAACCUGGUCAUGACCGAUACAUUGGAAGAUAACAAGAUCCCUGACGAGGACCAGGAGUUCUACAAACUUAGCAUGAAUGAUGACACAUUCCUACAGGCCAUCCAUUUGUAUUUCAACGACGACCUCACGGAGGCGUAGUGCCAGUGACUACCUCCAAGGCGUGGUGUCCACAUUCACAACAACAACUAUAAAGAAAUAUAUCAAAGCAAGUCUGUCCAAGCAAAAAGAGGAAGGAAAUAAACACACACCUGUGAAACAAAUAAACAGAAGAAAUAGAUCAAUCAGUCAAUACAGUUAAAUUGAAAUAAAGCAGAUCAUUUUGAUAAAAAAAAGAAUGUGAAAAUAAGAAUAUUUUUGAAGCCAAGAACUGCAUGAACAGUGUGUACAUUUUAUUUUUCUGUCCCUAAAAGACCUUAUCACAUGUGGGUAUUUUAUGGUAAUUAUAUGCUGGCUUUCCCUGCUAUUGGAGAAGUAUAAUUAUCGUUGGUCACAGCAAUACAUACAUGACUAGGCCAAUCUAUUAUUGUAACAUCACUGUCAGUGCUAUGAUUGAAAUGUGCACUACUGUGAAGAAUAAUACUUAUUCCUGUUGUUUUGAAAGUAAAAAGGAUACAAAAUAAAUAUUUAUGUGUUACAGCAAAAAUUAAUAUGAGAAAUUUCUGUUUAAAUUACAAUCAAUUUUGUUGACAAAAAUUUCCUGCAGGUAGAUGUACUUUUGGACUUGACUCAGAUAAGUUGAUAAAUAUAGCUGUACUAAUAUUUACAAUGAAAACAGGGAAAGAAAAUACACACAAGGUAUUUUUUUCAUUUUAUUCAACAUCAUGCAAACCAUGAAAAAAAUGUUACCAACAUCAUUUAGUCAACAAGUGAUCACUGAUGAGAAAAUGCUGUGAUAUUUAUUUCAGGUAUAUGUUGUAAAAUAUUGCAUUCAAUACAGCAGAAGGACCAUAAUAUGUCUACUUAGAUGUUCUAUUAGGCAUUUGUAAAAUUUCUGUUGCCUUAACUUUCUCUGUAUUGAGAGCUACAUAACUGUCAACUUUUGUAUAUAUUUUAUCAGUUUUGUAAUAUACAUGCAUUUGUAAAUAUGAAAUAAAAGAUUAAUGUCAUUGAG